Solea solea (common sole) is the source of this 3099-nucleotide messenger RNA. It is a transcript of the gene daglb, whose product is annotated as diacylglycerol lipase, beta. The transcript is spliced from 16 exons. Gene Ontology annotation, biological process: lipid metabolic process. The coding region runs from base 583 to 2601 and encodes 672 amino acids. NCBI's taxonomy places the organism in Eukaryota, Metazoa, Chordata, Actinopteri, Pleuronectiformes, Soleidae. The record is from RefSeq and is a predicted model, not a curated record.
GAGGAAAUGUAGAAUGGAGUAAAAGUACACCAUUUAUUUAGGAAAUGUACUUAUAGUACAACACAGGCCAACAACAGCACACACCGCGGAACUUUGGUACAACGGCUCCUGUUGCAGUGGGGUCUCAUCAACGGAACGGACGGAGGGUGUCGAGAGAAAACAAAACAAACCUAGCUUCCCGUGUUGAGCAAUAGUUAAUGUCGCGUAAACGAAACUGAAUUUGACAUAAGCUCAUGUUAUUAUUGUAUCAAUAUUUAGCAUUCAGAGACACAAUAUUAUGUCAUUCAGAGACACAAUUUAUCAUCUUUGGAGCGAUUUAGCAAACCGCGUUUGCUGGAGCUAGCUCAGCUAGCUUGUAAGUUAGCUUCCGCUGCACGACCGUGAGAUUGAGCAACUCUGGAAACACGAAUGUGAUAUAAAAGUGCGCGGCGCCAAUAAAACUGUCACUGUGGAGUCAUGCGUGACGUGAACCCGCUGCCAGUUACUCAAGAGCAGCCUGCCCACUUCAUAGCGGCGGAGAAGGGUUCGCGUCCAUCGGCGUGAGACUCAGGCUUUUUGUGUGACCGUUCUUCCGUGGACAAAAUGCCUGGGAUGGUGGUGUUUGGUCGGCGCUGGGGCAUCGCCAGCGACGACCUGGUCUUUCCCGGCUCCUUUGAACUCUUCAUCCGUGUAUUGUGGUGGAUUGGCACGAUGAUCCUCUACACUCACCACAGAGGUCAUUUUGAUUGUAAUGGCAGGGGAGUUCUUAACACCUACCUGAUCGGACUGUUUGUUGUGCUUGGGCUCAUCAUCCUUUCACUAUGGGCCAUCGUCUUUGUCAGUGCUCAAGGCACCAUCACUAACCCUGGCCGCCGGCGCUCCAUGCCUGCGCUGGUGUACGUGCGAGCGAUCCUGUACAUUCCUGAGCUGGUGUGGGCCUGUCUGGGCACCGUGUGGGUGUCUGAGGAUAGUAAAGGCUGUGAUCUCGCCACGGUGGGUUCCGUCAUCGCAGCAGUGAUUGCCAGCUGGAUCAUCCUGCUCUUCACCGCAGUAGGUGUGGUGAUCGUGUUUGACCCCCUGGGAAGCCCGCGCCGACAGCCCGCCCCCCUGGAGCCGCUGGGAGUGAGAGACAUGCAGACCACCAACCAGUUCUUCUCCAUCGCUCGCUCCAUGGCCGACAAAGUGUGGGAGUGCAGGCUGCGGCUGAUGUGCUGCUGCCUGCCGCAGGACGAGAGUAACCGGGCGGUGUUCUCCAGCAUCGGGAAGCUGUUGAGCGGAUUCUUCUCUGACACAGAUCUGGUCCCCAGUGACAUCGCCGCUGGUCUGGCUCUGCUGCACCAGGAUCAGGACAAGAAGGAGCAGAGCAGAGACCCGGACACCAUCGUCGUUCACAGCCCGUCCUCUCCCAUCGAGGAAGAUCUGGAGGCAGAGCUGGAGAAAGCCGCUCACUGGAUGCUGUUUGCUGCAGCAGCUUAUGGAUGGCCACUGUACGUCUACUCCAACCCGCUCACCGGGCCCUGUAAGCUCAGCGGCGACUGCUGCGGGAGUCGCACCGACGAGUACGACACCGUGGGCGGAGACAACAGCGGCUGCCACUUCUCGUCCGUCCUGCUCACCACUGGUCUGCAGUACAGAGACUUCAUCCAUGUCAGCUUCCACAACCAGAUCUAUGAGAUCCCGUUCUUCGUGGCUCUGGAUCAUAAGCGGGAGGCUGUUCUCGUGGCUGUCAGGGGAACUCUGUCACUCAAGGAUGUCCUCACAGAUCUGUCCGCUGAGUGCGAGGACAUGCCUAUAGAGGGAGUGUCCGGAGCCUGCUUCGCUCACAAGGGCAUCUGUCAGGCGGCCACUUACGUCUACAAGAAGCUGAUCAACGACGGCAUCCUGAACCAGGCCUUUGCUGUGGCACCGGAGUAUAAUCUGGUGGUCACCGGUCACAGUCUGGGCGCCGGCACAGCAGCGCUGCUCGCUGUCCUUUUACGCAGCUCCUACCCCACCCUGCAGUGCUACUCAUUCUCUCCACCAGGGGGCCUCAUGAGUCAAGCCUUGUCUGAUUACUCUAAGGACUUUGUGGUCUCAAUCGUGCUCGGGAAGGAUCUGGUUCCCAGACUGAGCAUUCCAAACAUGGAGGAUUUGAAGAGAAAGAUUCUUAAAAUUGUGUCAAACUGCAAUAAGCCCAAGUAUCUCAUCCUGCUCCAGGGUCUGUGGUACGAGCUGUUUGGGGGGAGCCCGGACGACGCCCCCACCGAGAUGGACAACAGGCGCGAGCAGCAGCUCAGCGAGCCGCUGCUGGGGGAGGAGUCACUGGUGAUCCGCCACUCGUCGUCCUAUCAGAGCGUGGGAUCCGACGACUCGCCCGUCCAUAAGCCCGCACAGCUGUUUCCACCUGGACGAGUCCUGCACAUCACGGAGGACGGGCCGUCACGGAGAUCCUGUUUCUCACAGGUCAGGUACCGCGCCGAGUGGUCCGACCAAAUGUCGUUCAGGAGUAUUUUGAUCAGCCCCCAGAUGCUGACCGACCACAUGCCCGACGUCGUGCUCGGAGCUCUCAACAGCCUGGCCACGGAGCGUCCCUUCUCCAUCUGCCCGUCGUCCUUCAACAACGGCCAGCAGCACAACAUCUGAUCUGAGACGCCACACUUGACUCUUCAUAUCCUGUCACAGAGUUUCUCCGUGAGCAACUUUAAUGCCAUAAUGUUAAUCUGUUGAAAUGUGCGUUGUGAACAAUAUUUUUUGUUUGAGCGAGUGCUGUGUGAAUGAAGAGGAUGAAGAUGGCGCCCCCUAGCUACAGCGUGAAUGUGAGGAUUACAGUCCAGACUCUGAUCUUCCCGUGUGAAUGUCAUUGUGCAGUAACUGUGUUGAGUCGUGUCGUGUGUUUUCAGGGUGAACUGUGCCUGUGCAUCAAAGAGAAGAAAAUGUUGUUUUACAGAAAAAGACUGAAGGUGGAGAGUGCACUGUGUGUUUACACUCGCUUUAGAUUCUCGGUGCAUGAUCGAGGUAGAACGUUUGUUGGUCUCCUUCAGUUCUUCAUCUUUUAUUUUUCAGGAAAAACAAAUGUUUCACAUACUUCAGCAGAAAUGCAGUGAACUCCUUGAUGCUAAUAAAAGCUUCCUCUGAAGCGUC